Messenger RNA from Nannospalax galili (Upper Galilee mountains blind mole rat), 1857 nucleotides. RefSeq names its product solute carrier family 3 member 2 (gene Slc3a2). The record is from RefSeq and is a predicted model, not a curated record. The coding region runs from base 112 to 1698 and encodes 528 amino acids. The transcript has 9 exons. Lineage: Eukaryota; Metazoa; Chordata; Mammalia; Rodentia; Spalacidae. Gene Ontology annotation, biological process: amino acid transport; carbohydrate metabolic process.
CCGGCCGAGAAGCCGCAGCGAAAGGCGGGCGCUGCCACUCCGUCUGGGAGGUCUCAGGGCUGGGAGCUCCAUCUGACCGCAGGCCGCAUCGUGCCCCGGUUCACAGGCACCAUGAGCCAGGACACCGAGGUGGACAUGAAGGAGGUGGAGCUGAACGAGCUGGAACCCGAGAAGCAGCCCAUGAAUGCCGCGGUUGGGGCAGCGGGCGGCGAGAAGAACGGGCUGGUGAAGAUCAAGGUGGCCGAGGACGAUGCCGAGGCGGAGGCCGGGGCCAAGUUCACCGGCCUGUCCAAGGAGGAGCUGCUGAAGGUGGCGGGCAGCCCGGGCUGGGUGCGCACCCGCUGGGUGCUGCUGCUGCUCUUCUGGCUCGGCUGGCUCGGCAUGCUGGCGGGCGCCGUGGUCAUCAUUGUCCGGGCGCCGCGCUGUCGCGAGCUACCGGUGCAGAGGUGGUGGCACAAGGGCGCCCUCUACCGCGUGGGUGACCUACAGGCCUUCCUUGGCCCCGAUGCCAAUGCCGGAGGCGUAGCUGGGCUGAAGAAGCAUCUGGAUUACCUGAGCACCCUGAAGGUGAAGGGCCUAGUAUUGGGUCCAGUUCACGAGAACCGGAAGGAUGAAAUAAAUGAGACCAACUUGAAACAGAUUGACCCCACUUUGGGCACCUCGGACGACUUUGAAAGCCUUCUAACAGCAGCUAAGAAAAAGAGCAUUCACAUCAUUUUGGACCUCACUCCUAACUACCAUGGCCAGAAUCCAUGGUUCCUCCCCUCUCAGGCUGACACUGUGGCCACCAAAAUGAAGGAAGCUUUGAGUUUUUGGUUGCAAGUUGGUGUGGAUGGAUUCCAGGUUCAGGAUGUGGGAAAGCUGCCAGGUGCAUCCUCAUACUUGACUGAGUGGCAGAAUAUUACCAAGAGCGUCAGUGAAGACAAGCUUUUGAUUGCAGGGACUGACUCCUCUGACCUGCAGCAAAUCCUGAGCCUACUUGAAUCCACCAAGGACCUGCUGGUGACUAGCUCAUAUCUGUCAAAGUCUAGUUACACUGGGGAGCAUACAAAAUUCCUAGUCACCCAGUAUCUGAAUGCCACUGGCAGUCACUGGUGCAGCUGGAGUUUGUCUCAGGCAGGAUUCCUGACGUCCUUCCUACCAGCCCAGUUCCUCCGACUCUACCAGCUGCUGCUCUUUACCCUGCCAGGGACCCCUGUGUUCAACUAUGGGGAUGAGAUCGGCUUGCAGUCAGCUGCUCUUCCUGGACAGCCCAUGGAGGCCCCAUUCAUGCUGUGGAAUGAAUCUAGCCCCUCUCGUAACUCUGGGCCUGUAACCUCCAACAUGACAGUGAAGGGUCAGAAAGAAGAUCCUGGCUCCCUCCUUUCCCUAUUCCGGUGGCUGAGUGAGGAGCGGGGUAAGGAGCGCUCACUGUUGCACGGGGACUUCCAUGCACUCUCCUCUACAUCUGGCCUCUUCUCCUACGUCCGCCACUGGGACCAGAAUGAGCGUUACCUAGUGGUGCUCAACUUUGAGGAUGUGAGCCAGUCCGCCAAGCUAGGGGCCUCCAACCUGCCAGCCAGUACCAGCCUGCCAGCCAGUGCUAACCUGGUACGCAGUACUCACCCAGGUCGUAAGGAGGGAACCUCCCUGGAGCUGGAUAGCCUGAGUCUAGAUCCUCAUGAGGGGCUGCUGUUGAGCUUCCCCUAUGUGGCCUGACCCUACCUGUCCAGGACCUACCACCCUCCUUCUCCUUGCCCCAGGCCUUUUGAGUUCUGUUUUUUCUUUCCUUGUUUUUUUAAAAACUUUUACAGAUUACAUAUGAAUCCUCAAAUCGGGUAUUUUUGCUUUCAAAUAAAAGUCACCCUACCUGAUGAA